GGAGCGGCUCCGCGAUGGUAGCUGCUACUUCCAGCGCUCCCGGCUCAUCUGGAUGAUCGCCAUCGCCUUCGGCAUGAUCGUCCUCGGCUGGGUAACUCUUUGGCCUUCAACUAUACCUUAUAGCUAUUUGGGAAUAUUUGGUACCUUCCUUAAUUAUUUAGUGGAAAACCACCACAAAUGGGUUUGCUAUGGGUUCUGGGUAUCCUGGUUGAUUCACAUAGUAGAAGCCUUCUACGGUGUUAAGUUAUGCCAAUCUAAAGGAAUCACUGACCCAGCAAUUCAGUUUCACUGGUUCAUUCAGACGCUUUUAUUUGGAUAUGCUUCCUUUGGUCUUCUGGUGUCUUACAAACCUUCAGCCAAGAAGCACUACUAGAAGUCAGUGAAAGAAGUCGCUUCUCACAUUCCUCAUCCUCAUUUUUCAGAAGAUCCUCACAAGUCUUGGUGUUGUCAUUAGCUAAAUUACAUUCCUGCUACAUGAUGCAGUGCCCUUCUACCCAAGUAACUCUCAUCUCACUAAAUAAGAUAGUUACAAUUCACAGGACCCUGUGGAUAGUUCGAUAGAAGUUCAGCCGUUCAGUCCUGGCAUUGGCAAAGUUUAAUCCCAUUUGUUAUGCAAGAAGCCAGAAGUUGCUUCUCUGCAGUUUUUGACAUAGACUAUAUACUCUGAUUCUCAUUGAAAAGACCCUGACAGCUGGUAGUAAUGAUUGAUACUUUUUCAUGUGGAGGAAUUUUCUUCUACAACUGGGAGUGUUAUUUAUAGCCACAAUGCAGCAUGUACCUGUUUUGGUAUAGGAUUUAAAUUUACCUGUAUUUUCUCUACAGGAUAUUUUACUGGCUGCUUAGCUGUUGUUAGAGCCUGGUCUUUGUACUUUGUUUUGUAAACUUAUUUUCUUCCACAAAGGACAGACCACUGUUGCUGCAGGCACAGUGAAAAGACCAAGUCUCAGUUCAGGAUGAGGUGCAGUGAUGAACUGGGAUACAUAAAGCACUUUAAUAAAUGUGCCUUAAAUUUCAUGCAGCAUGACCUCAUCUUUUGAAUGAAGAUUUUAAUCUUUGAGUUAGUAUAGCAUAAAGUAGUAAUCCUGUAGGCUUGAGGGCAGCUUUUUCAAAAAGUAAUUAUUA
Molecule: messenger RNA, 1122 nt
Organism: Athene cunicularia (burrowing owl)
Lineage: Eukaryota; Metazoa; Chordata; Aves; Strigiformes; Strigidae
Gene: TMEM254
Product: transmembrane protein 254
Exons: 4
Coding region: 53-373 (106 amino acids)
Source: RefSeq, a predicted model, not a curated record